AUGGCUGCAAAGAAGGAAUUCACCUCAUUACAACUAGAAUUGGCAUGGGUCAACCACGAAGGGGACGACGUGGGUCCCAUUCCUGCAUUGGCAUGGGUCAACCACGAAGGGGACGACGUGGGUCCCAUUCCUGAUACCGCCAAGAUUGAAAACCUCGAUCAGAACAUUGGAGCUUUGUCUGUAAAACUCACAACUGAUGAAAUGGUCGAGCUCGAAUUUGUCGCUUCUGAAGUUAAAGGUGAUAGAUAUCCAGCUACAUUGGGUACUUGGAGGACUGCAAAUACUCCGCCCUUGUCCUCAUGGAAAGCUGAAUAG
Molecule: messenger RNA, 315 nt
Organism: Ilex paraguariensis (yerba mate)
Lineage: Eukaryota; Viridiplantae; Streptophyta; Magnoliopsida; Aquifoliales; Aquifoliaceae
Source: the annotation of a GenBank genome assembly